AAAAUGGGUAGUGUAUGUUGACCACUGAAAGAUGAUUCCAGCACGGUUAGAGCUAGCAGUACUGAGGAGCAAGGUGAUUCAGAAGAAUAUUCCUUCAAGAGCUACUUUGGGAGUUCAAGUAUGACUUAUAGCCAUCCCUUCACUAAUAGAUUAAAUGACUCUGAUAAAUACUCACUUGAGGAGGACUUAAAGUCCUCUUCAUAUACUGAAACUGAUAGAUUAUUAUGGGCAAGGCAACAGUCAGAGAACCCAGGAGAUGUAGAGUUCUUCUCAACUUCUAUAAAUCUCAUAGACUUUAACAUUAUCGCCCUAGUAGGGAAAGGCUCGUUCUCCAAAGUGCAUCUAGUGCAGAAAUAAGGACAAUGGGCAAUAUUACGCUAUGAAGGAGCUUAAAAAGAUUUCUCUAAUUAACGAGCGGAAGAAGAGCAGGGUGCUAACUGAAAAAUAAGAUAUUCCUGCAAUUUAACAACCCCUUCAUUGUGAAGAUGUAUUAUGCAUUUCAAACAGUUGAUAAAAUUUACUUCAUACUUGACUUUGUCAAUGGAGGCGAGCUUUAUAGUCACAUGGUUAAGGAAAGCAGAUUUUCAGAGACUAAAACUAAGUUUUACGCAGCUGAAAUGGUCAUUGCCUUGAAGACUUUACAUGAAGCAGGGGUCAUUUAUAGGGAUUUGAAGCCAAAUAACGUCUUGUUGGAUAGUCAAGGGCAUAUCAAGCUGAUAGAUUUCGGACUAUCGAAAUUUCUAGAGCCUAAUAAAGAACCUACAACUAGUGUUGUGGGUACUCCUAAUUACAUCGCUCCUGAAAUUUUGGUACAGAGCGAACAUACUCAUAUGAUUGAUUGGUGGAGCUUCGGUGUAAUACUUUACGAGAUGAUCUCAGGAGCUCCUCCAUUUUUAGACCGGAAUUGUUUUACUCAUAAGGAUAUCUACAAAAACAUAUUGAACAAGAAGAUCUUCAUGUCACGAAAAUUUUCCAAAGAUGCCAAGGACCUCGUAUCAAAGCUCCUCAGGAGGGAUCCAAAGAGAAGACUUGGAAUCAAAGGUGUUCACGAAAUAAUGAACCAUCCUUUCUUCAAAGAGGUUGAUUGGGUAAAAAUAGCGAUCAAAGGGUACGUACCGCCUUACAUCCCAGACCUUAAUGGAGAGACCGAUCUGGCAAAUAUUUCACAGUCCUAUAUCGAAGAAAACUACAACGAAGAGUCAGGCAAUAUCCGGAUGACUGAUGCUGAGAAAGAGGAAAGAUAUCUUGAAGAAUUGUCUUAUCGGCACUCAAAAGACUCGAUUGAUUAUUAACAG
This is a messenger RNA of Moneuplotes crassus, 1295 nucleotides long. The record is from the annotation of a GenBank genome assembly. Lineage: Eukaryota; Ciliophora; Spirotrichea; Euplotida; Euplotidae.